This is a messenger RNA of Thalassophryne amazonica, 2572 nucleotides long. RefSeq names its product neuralized E3 ubiquitin protein ligase 1Aa (gene neurl1aa). The transcript is spliced from 6 exons. Gene Ontology annotation, cellular component: plasma membrane; postsynaptic density. Gene Ontology annotation, molecular function: ubiquitin protein ligase activity. The coding region runs from base 216 to 1943 and encodes 575 amino acids. Gene Ontology annotation, biological process: nervous system development; negative regulation of Notch signaling pathway. The record is from RefSeq and is a predicted model, not a curated record. NCBI's taxonomy places the organism in Eukaryota, Metazoa, Chordata, Actinopteri, Batrachoidiformes, Batrachoididae.
GGGGCGGGGGGAGUGUGCUGCCUUCACGGACGCGUUCAGCGCUCACGGAGGCGCGGCUCUUGUUUCCACUGUGGUUUGCAUUUGCAUCCAUUCGGGGCAGAGAAGACAAAUAAGAGGCGAGCGUCGUGCGCGUGUCCGUGUAGUCAUGUCGCGACGGCUUCGCUGUGCACAGUCUGAAUAACACACACAGACGAUAAGACUGAAGGGAUAAAGACAUGGGAGGACAGAUAACGCGAAACACCUUGUACGACUCCCUCGGUGGCCCGUUCCCUUCCACGUCACACAGAUGCCACCACAAACCCAAGAGAUGCCUUCCGAUCCAGUGCGGCAGUGUCGGUGGGCCUGUUCCCAUCAGCCCACUCCUCUUCCAUCCUAAUGCCAAGGGUUUCCAAAUUGUCAUGGACCUCGCCCAGAAGACUGUCAAACGGCAGGCCAGUUUCUGCAAUGCUAUCACCUUCAGUAACAGGCCCAUAGCACUGUACGAACAAGUCCGCCUCAAGAUUACAAUAAAGCAGUGCUGCUGGAGUGGUGCUCUGCGUCUGGGAUUCACCUCCAAAGACCCCUCCAGAAUAAACCCAGACAACCUUCCCAAGUAUGCCUGCCCUGAUCUGGUGUCCCAGAGCGGCUUUUGGGCCAAGGCACUGCCUGAGGAGUUUGGCAAUGAAGGCAAUAUUAUUGCCUUUUGGGUCGACAAGAAGGGCCGCGUUUUCUAUCGUAUAAACAAAUCUACUCCCAUGGUGUUCUUUAGCGGCGUUCGCACAGCUGAACCGCUCUGGGCCCUCAUCGAUGUGUACGGUCUAACCCGUGGAGUGCAGCUACUAGACAGCGAGAUUGUUCCAGCAGACUGUCUCCGCCCACGCUCUUUCACGACAGUGCGCUCCUCCUCUCUGCGGCGGGAAGCGGACAACUCCCGCUUAUCCAUCAGCUUGUGUGACCUCAAUCUGCAGCAGGAUGACAGAGGCUCCUCCCACAGUCACACCCACCGCCACACCCUCCACCUUGCAUCAUCUUCCUCCUCCUCCACCUGCCCCAUCCCCCAGAACUCCCUCAACUCACAGCAGUCCUCUUUACUGCCCUCUUCCCUGGAGAGCGACCUCCACUUCCACCAACUGCGCGGUGCUCACAUUAAGACGCUGGACGAGCAGACAGUGGUGCAUUCAGAGCACGCGCGUGAGGAGCGCACGCUGGUCUUCACCAACCGGCCACUACGCACUGGAGAGACUGUGUUCAUCAAAGUCACCAAAUCGAGCCCCGUCCGCUCAGGUUCGUUGUCUUACGGUGUGACGUCCUGUGACCCAGCUGUGCUACGACCCAGCGACUUGCCCUAUAAUCCAGAAGCUUUGGUGGACAGGAAGGAGUUUUGGGCAGUAUGCCGCGUGCCGACAACGCUCCAAAGCAGUGACAUCUUGGGUUUCUUGGUCAAUCAGGAAGGAGAAGUCAUUCUCAGCCAUAACGGCACCAAUGUGGGCAUGCAGUUAUGCGUGGACAACUCCCGCCUGCUCUGGAUGUUCUUUGGUCUACAUGGAGCGAUAACACAGCUGAGGAUUCUGGGUUCAACUAAUCUUGGGGAUCCACGGACCUCAUCAAAUCCCAACUCACCUUCCUCCUCUCCUCAAACUCCCAGCACUUUGGGCAGUGGUACUGCCGAUUUGGUCCUGAAUGGAGGCUUGUGCUCUGCAAGUUACUGCAGUUCAGCAGGGGGAACAGCUCCAAAUUCACCAGUCAGCCUCCCCAAGUCGCCUACGUUCCCAUCAAGCCAUGGGUCUUGGUCUGAUGAGUGCUCUAUCUGCUACGAGAACAUCGUGGACACAGUCAUCUACGCCUGUGGACACAUGUGUCUCUGCUACACCUGUGGCCUCAAACUCAAGAAGAUGUCCAACGCCUGCUGUCCCAUUUGUAGAAGGCAGAUCAAAGACAUCAUUAAAACCUACCGCAGCACGUAAGGGGAAGGCGUCCUCCUUGGAAUCCCAAGUCAGGGAAAGAAAUGUCUACAUUCAGGGAACAUGAACUCUGGUACUUUGAUUUGAUAUUUUCUUUCACGUGACCUUUUCCAGAGUCUGUACCCACUGCUGCAUUGGGAAGAACGCUUUUAUUUUAAACUUGCUGUCACAGUGUCCCUGCAGAGACGACAUUUAAAGUGUGGAAGCCAGUGGGACCUUCACCAGAACUAGUCCUACUCUUCAAAUUUACCCACACUUUGAGGGAGAAGGAAAAUAACUGAAACGUUUCUAAACUCCUCCUUGUUGAGCCAUUUUGUUCACCCAUUUCUGCAGCAGCAGAUGAGUCACUCUGGGGCUAAAUGUCUCAAUAAUAGCUUCCUCAGGCGAUGUUAAUACUUAGUCAAUCCAGUGUAAAUUUUCUGCUAAAGCGACGAUUACAUUAGGAAGUUGCAUCCUUGUGAAUUGUUUGUGCUGGAAGACGGUAACCUAGUGGCUUUUGUGGGUGUUGCAGCCGCUAUUGUGUUGCCAGUGUGAAGCUAAUCAUGAUACAUGCUUAAUGUUACAUCUGCUAAGUGAAAUUGUGUAGUAAAAUCAAUAUCUGGGUAGUUAUCUGAACAUGUGUUAGCAGAAAA